AUGGCUUCCAUGAAUGAGGAAACCAAUGAUAUCAAGCUCCCAAGAUCGUCUAGGUUUUUUAACCAGGCAGAUUUGCCGGAUUUAAAGACUUUUCAGCUUAUGAAAAAUGAUAAACCAAUAUCAUUCAAUGGGCAAUUCACCAACAUAAACUACAGCCCGUAUAAUCUACCUCAAACAAAAACGAAGUCAAACUUUCCUAUGGAUUAUUUUCAUAUGCCUAGUAGGAUAUCUCUUGCAGACGUUCCGAAAGAAGAUGAUAUUCCAGUCUAUAGACUAAGUGAAGCAGAAGCAAAAGACCCCAUAAAGGUCAUCGAAGGAUUACAAGAAGAAGGACGUGAAUAUGGAGCAGUUAAAAUAAUUUUGCCUGACACUAUCUGUGGGAAAUUUAGGGCUUCUUUUCAAAUUAAUAGUGACUUGUUUUGCUUUCAAACUAAUAGGUUGUUGAACAAUUCCGUCAGCGAUGAAUUAAAUAACAGGUUAGAAUUUCAUAGACAGUUGAUAAGAUUUCACCUAAUGAAUAGUAAACAGGCAUAUAAAUCGAAAGAAGGAUCUAAAUCCACUAAAGAUACUGCUCAAAAAGUUCCAGGAUCAGAUAAUACUGCCAGUAAUUCUCCAUCUUUAAAUAUAAUUGAGAACAAAGUAGCGAAAGAGCCUAUCGAUAACUCCGUGGAAGAAGCUUCAUAUAUCGAGUCAGAAAAUGUAAACAAAUCUACUCAAUUACUGUCAUCUGAAAACCUUAACGGAAAAGAGCUGGAAUCGCGGAACUUGAUAUCUCCUAGUACGGCGGCAGAUAAAUCUGGCACUAGUGUCCCUGGCGACACUUAUGGCACUCAAGAGCCACAUUUGGGAGCUAAAUCUAUCAACGACUCUGAUAUACAUGACGCUAAUGCUACACUUAGCUCCUCUCAAGCCACCAUUGAAUCUCAUACCCUUAGUCGUGAUGUCUCAGAGACAUCCAUGAAUCACAUGGACCAAGUCUCCAAUGCAUUUCCAAAAGCCUUGGAACAUCAGGUAUUAUCCAGUCAAGAUAAACCUGCGCUGCUGAAUACUUCGGAAGACAAAAAAAUUGAAACUUAUCUGACAGAUGAUAAAUAUGAAAAGUAUUUUGGCAAUUCUUCAAAUAAAGAAAACACUGAUAGGGGCAAUUCAAGUUCCCCCGAAAAAGUGAUUAAACCCCCUGAUUUGACUGUACCUGGCGUGAAGUCUGAAGGACCUAUCGAGGAGCAAGUUUUAUUGCAAGAUAGCACAGAGGUCAAAAAUAUACAGAAAGAUUCAUUUGAUACAAGAUCCGUAAACACUGUUGAUCCAAAUAAAGGACCAUGUUUGCCCCCUAGAGACAAUCCAAAGCCGAAAAUGCCAAGCUUUCUCAAUAAGUUGCCAAUGAUAGACAAAAGACCAUUAGAUCUAUAUAAGUUAUUUAGGUCAGUACUUAUAAGGGGAGGUUUCAUGGAAGUAAUAAGCAAGAAGCUUUGGGCCCAAAUUGGUCGAGAACUAGGCUAUAAGGGAAAAAUCAUGACAAGCUUAAGCAGCUCUUUGAAAUCAUCUUAUCAGAGGAUACUAUAUCCCUUUGAAUUGCACUUGGGACAUAAAAAGUUUGAGCUUGCUGGAUUAAAGUACGAAAAUGAUAUUUCGAAACCAUAUGACAAGGACCACUCAGAAGAGGGCCUUUUGAAUGAAAAUGGGAAAAGACCAUCAGAAAAUGGUGAUAUUAAUUCUGCAUUGAAGAGACAUAAGACAGUUCCACCAUUAAUUAUUGGAUCAGCAAAAGAGUUUAAGAGAUCUUUGAAGGUGAAAUCAGCCAAAGGGUUUCUACUUAAUUCUUGUCAUUUAAUUGAUGUAAAGCAACCAAACACGUUUACUGUGAAACAAGAAGAUGAGACUAAAAAACGUGCCAAAAAAAUGGGUGAAGUAAUAGAGUCUCCAAUAACUCCAGAGUCUCAGCUAAACAGUGCCUUAAAAACAAUGUUCAUGAACCAAGGAUACUAUCAAGAUGAGUCAAGACUAAAAUAUAAUGGGAAAUACGCUUCAAUUUACUCGUUGAGGCAGUUUAUGGAGAAGGAUAUAAAGUUUCAGGAGUUUUUGAUAAAUCACAAUUCCUUUUACUUCAAUAAGAUGAACUCUAAUAAUCCUGGUAAUUAUUUUGCAUAUCACGAAGGAAGUUCAGUCACUGAGCGGAACACGAUUGACUUUAAAAAGUUUGAGGAGCUUUACUGGAAAUUUAUUUCUAACAAUGAUUUUAAUGGAUUGUUCGAUGGGAUGGAAUUAGAAGAUGGCACAAGUAUCCCUAAUUUUAUCAAUGGUUCAGGCUUCGUGAGAAUUGGUGACGAUUUUGUCAAUUACAAGCAAAAUUUAAGCAAUCUUGGCGUCAAUAAUGCUGGAAGUAAGGGUAGUCCAUUAUCACCAAAUCCAUCUACAAAUGGUAAUAUUGAGUCUUCAAUAUAUAAUUCUCGUGAAUAUAUUUCCAAGCUAAAUGAAGCUGCAUUGAAUCCUUGGAAUUUGCAUAAUCUUCCAAUCUUGCCUAAUAGUUUGUUUGGCGCAUUAUCUGAGAAUGACUUAAAUAAUAAGGAGUUGAUUUCAUCAAGACUUAAUAUUGGGAUGACAUUUAGUACCAGCAAUUGGAGAUGUGAAGACCAUUUCACUCAGCUUUGUAACUAUCAAUUCUUUGGUGCUGUAAAGAAAUGGUAUUUUAUUCCUGAGCUGGAAUUUGAAAAGUUUGAAGAAUUAGUUAAAGAGAUUAAUUUAAACCACAAGGAAAGAGUUAAUAUUAACAACCAGGAUUGGAAAAUUGAAGAAUUGGUAAGCUAUUUCAAAGAUAAUGAUAUUGAAUAUGACACAUUGAUGAAUUCGCUAGAAAGUAUGAUAAAUCCUACACCAGAAAUCCGGAUGAAACACCUGAAUUCAGACUUUCAGAACUUGAUAGAUUUUGCAUCAUCAGAAUUGAACCUUAAUCAAGAAUUUUUGAUUACACCGGAAAUGCUACGGAACAGAGGAAUAAAAUACCACUCGACAUCACAAAGGCCAGGUGAACUAAUCGUCAAAUACCCGAAAACGUAUUCGUCCGUUGUGUCAUUCGGUUUAAAUUUGAGCGAGGAGUCGAACGUUGCAACGAAAUGUUGGUUAAAAUAUGCACUUGAAGGAGAGAGAUGGUUAUCUAAACAAUCCGUUUUGCCAAACUUUUCCAUCAUAAGGCUCGUUAUAAAUUUGAUUCAACUUUACGAUUCUGGUAAAAAUAUCGGGUUCAAUUCUGAGAUAUACUCAGAGAUUAUGAAAAUCUAUGAUACUUUCUACAAUACGGAAAUUGAACUAAGAGCUAAAGUCAGAAAGUUGCUCAGUAUCAAAGAAUUAAUCUUAGACGAGAAGUCUUUAGCUGAUAACGAUUUGAUUUCUGACGACGAAUUGGUAUACGCGUUUCCUUCGAAAGUAGUUCUCACGGAGGUCGAAACAAACAAAUCAUUCGUUAUGGCGUUACAAAGCUUUCUUAAAAAUUUUGAAUCUAAAUCAAUAAACUUUGAGAAAUACAAGAUAGAAUUACACUCUAUUUAUUCAGAUGAAAGACUUAAAACUUUUUCAAAAAUUCUACAUAACUACUCCAUCAAUUACGAUGAUUGGAUGAAACAUUAUGAGCAUCUUAUGAAUGAAAAUUCGGAUUUAUCUUUGAAAGUUUAUAAGAGUUUGCUUGCCGAAGGUGAAAAAAUAUAUUCUGCAAUAUCAUCAUCCAGCUUUUUGACAAGAGAUCACUAUAGUGAGGAUUACGAGACAAUAAAACUCAAUACCUUCAAAAGCUAUAUUGAAAACUUGAGAUUCUUCAUAGACGAUUCUAAUCAGUUCAUUGAAGACUGUCAAGUUUUAUUGGCAAUAAAACAUCAACAAAGAAUCAGGAGUGGCUCCGAUUUCCAAAAAACAAAUGGAUUGAAUUUGCUUGUCAAAUUAAUCAAAAGAAUACCGUCUUUGAACUUUUCGUGCUCUGAAAUUGAUCAAAUACUAGAAUUUCGAAAUGAAAUUGAAAAUUUUGACAAAGCUUGUAAAAAUUUAAUUUCUAGACAAACUAAGAAUUUCAAAGAAUUUGACGACUUAAUUGAUCUUGGAGAAAGUUUUGGAAUAGCUUUGCCCUGUUUGUCUUUUCUUAUUCGAUUAAGAGAUAGGUUGAAAUGGAUUGAGAAGUUAGAGUUGUUAGAAAAAGGAGUCGAUCCGUUUUCUGAAAAAAGAGAGCUCUUUUCUAUCGAAGAACUCAGGGAUUACUUUGAAGUUGGAAUCUCUGUACUCGGAAAAAAUGAUAUUAAGUUGAUUGAGAAAGUAGAAGAGAUAUUGGGUAACAGUGAGGAUUUCAAUUCAAAAUUGACCGUCUUUUUAAACUCUGAAACCGCUAAUAUGAAAAACGUUAGGGAGCUAAACGAUUUCAUUGUCGCUUUCAAAGAGAACUUUUAUUUUAUAAGUAUCGAUAAUUACGAUCAUUUACUGAAAUUGCAGGCUAACAUAGAUUUGAUUGAAUGGAUCAACAACUUUAAAGAGGAUCCUGAGAGGUAUUCUUAUCAAGAGGUGAAACAGAAAGAAAAUUUAAUAAUUGAAUCCGGUCUUCAUUUCGACACUUCCAUCUUAAUUGGUGAAAUGGAAAAGGCAGAAAAAUGGAUUUCAAAAGCUUUAAAUCUUGUAAUGGGGAUUAAUUUGGUAACAACAAUAUCAAAGCCUAUUACGAAAGAUGAUCUCAAUUCUAGGCUUACUUUGAAUGAGUCUUUAAUUGAGAAAAUUUUUAAAGUAAUGGACAAGUUGGCAUUUAGCUUCUCUGAGGCUGACGAUUAUCAAAAGUCAUCGUCAUAUUUUACUAAAUUCUUGAAAGCAGGGGAGCCAGCUCAAAAAUUUUAUUGUUUUUGCAGGGAAUAUGAAUUUGAAACAAUGACGGAAUGUGAUAAAUGUAAGGAAUGGUACCAUCUUCAUUGUAUCCAUGAGGGAGGGUUUCCUGCUCCUUCCAUAUCUGAGGAGGAAAUCUACAUAUGUCCGGUCUGUAAACUUGUUGAAUCCAACCUGUAUUCAGACCCUUUUCUAUCAAAGAACUCCUCGUACACUAGCUUGUUAGCUUUGAUGGAUGAAGCAUCCAGGUUAAAAGUUUAUCCUAGCAAUGAGCUUGAAAUGUUUGAACGUUUGAUACUGAAGGUAUCGUUAGCCUUUGAGACGUUAAAACUGCGAUAUGAUGCCCAAGAUAUUCAGCAAACUGACAUGAAAUUAGAUGAGUUGAUGUUCAUGUUUAGAAAAUUUUAUGGUUGUGGUAUAGGAAAUGAGCAGCUUGCAGCAGAUUUCCUUUUAGAAAUUAGACUGCUUGAAAAAAGACAAGAUCUGGUUUCUUAUACAUCACGAGCAAUUACUCCCCCGACACCUCCAGUUACUAAUUCAUCUGUGGAGGUGCCUGAUACUGUCACGUCCCAAGGGAUGAUCUUAACUUCUCUUCUGUCUAAUACCCUUACUGCACCUAUAAAUAAUUUUGCAACUUCCCCAUAUAUUCCAACUAUUGCUGCGGCUCCUCAAGAGCAGCAUGAUAUAACUCAACCUUCAGAUCUAUCUGAGACUCUUCAAGGUGACUUUUAA
Molecule: messenger RNA, 5577 nt
Organism: Priceomyces carsonii
Lineage: Eukaryota; Fungi; Ascomycota; Pichiomycetes; Serinales; Debaryomycetaceae
Exons: 1
Coding region: 1-5577 (1858 amino acids)
Biological process (GO): regulation of DNA-templated transcription; chromatin remodeling
Cellular component (GO): nucleus; chromatin
Molecular function (GO): DNA binding; histone H3K4me/H3K4me2/H3K4me3 demethylase activity
Source: RefSeq, a predicted model, not a curated record